Molecule: messenger RNA, 2241 nt
Organism: Giardia duodenalis
Lineage: Eukaryota; Fornicata; Diplomonadida; Hexamitidae
Product: U3 small nucleolar RNA-associated SSU processome protein 25
Exons: 1
Coding region: 1-2241 (746 amino acids)
Biological process (GO): maturation of SSU-rRNA from tricistronic rRNA transcript (SSU-rRNA, 5.8S rRNA, LSU-rRNA)
Cellular component (GO): small-subunit processome; nucleolus
Molecular function (GO): rRNA binding; U3 snoRNA binding
Source: RefSeq, a predicted model, not a curated record
AUGAGUGACUACAAAUCUCUUAUUUCUCUUCUUCAGGGGAGUAAGAGGGCUGAAAGCAACGAGUUUACUGAGCCUACUGAUGAAUCUGAAAGUUCGUGUGGCGUAGGAGCUAUCCUGCGACGCACGUCAGAUUUUGCUCCUAAUCUUUAUGAAGAGGACGAGAAGAGCGAGGAGGAGUAUCGUUCUACUCAGAUAAAACAAAGCAGUAUCUUGUCUUCAUUCUGGGAUCACUUACAUUCUUCUCCUAUACCAGCCGACAGAACACACUUUAAGGCGGCGAAGGAGAUUACUGGCCUGUUCACAUAUAGCUCUGACAUUGUUACAGGACUUACGUGUUCGUGCAACCUUAAUGACUCGGAAGUCCAAUCUUUGUUGGCCUUUCAACAACGAUUUCAAGACUAUUAUUCUGAAAAGCUCGAUCCAGAGGAAUGGUCUCUUCUAGCAAAGCUUCGUACCCAUUUCGAUCCAGAUCAGCGUUUUGCCAACCAAGCUUUGUACAAGCGUUUUUUGGGCUUAUUUUCAUCUCGCGUGUCUGUUGUCUGCACAUCUCCUUCUUAUGAUGUUAGAGCAAUAUAUCAGGAAGCUGCUGUAGUGCAUCUCUUGAACCAAGCAGUUCAGCAUGCUGCAAAGCGGUACGACGUUGUUCAGAAUCUGCGUGCUGGGCGAGAUACAUCCGAGAGUGCUGCCUACGAUCUUACAUGUAAUGGAUACACACGCACUCACACGCUAGUUCUACUCCCAACAAGGCAUGCAUCGUGGAGGUUUGUAAUGACCCUAUUAGCUGUUGGGAUGAAAAUCUUUGAAUUAACUCCGCAUCGAUUGGAGGAAUGGGAAGAAAAGUUUGGGUGCGAUGAAGAUGAACCAAGAAUCGCAUGUUCUGUUUUAGAGGAUGGAAAUACACACACACUUUCCCUAUUGGCCGACGAAGCCCCGGACGCCCUCAGUGACGCACUUGUUGAACAGCGGCGACGAAAUACUGCACAAUGGUAUCGGUCAUUUUGCGGCGAUACAGACGAUAAUUUUAAUUUUGGAAUACAAAUACAUGGAAACAAAAUCAUUCUUCUCACGCCGCUGCGUGUCGCAGAUAUAAUAGUGGCGUCUCCGCUUGGCCUGAGACAACAAUGCAAUAUUGAUCCAACAACUGAUAAUACAUUCAAGGCUCGGGCUGGCGAUGGCUUUAAGAUUGUCAAUUUUAUCGGGAUGCUUUCAUCGUUGCACACUUUACUUAUAGGAGACAUCAACGCCUUAGAGAUGCAGAACUGGGAGCACUUUUUGAGCUGCAUAUGGGGGAUUCAUAAGCCUCCACGCGAAGGAAGUCUCGUGCAGACGCAUAAUUACGCCUGUGACAUCCGAACAUACCUACCUGCAUAUCUCAACGGACAACAAAGAUUCUUACUCCAAGUACUAGCUGUGGGAGAAUGUUUUGGAGAAGACUUCAAUAAGCUACUGCAUCAACAGAAUGUGGAGAAGGCAGAAAAGGAUGAGAUUAUUAAUGAGCCCUCCAUCAAACGUAGCGGGCCUGUUCAGUCAAUACCAAUGAAUGAGGCUUUUUCUACAUGCUCAUUAGUCCACAACUCUAAGGGCCUUAUUAGGAUUACUUCUAUUCCAACGAUAUAUCCGCAUGUGAAGUUACGAGAAGACUUCCCGUUUCUCCGCAUUAUUCUAUACAGAUUAGAAAAGGGAGCUGUCCAGGCUCGUCAGACAGAUAGCAUAGAUGAGCGGAGAUUGAGCUUUUUAGUAAAAGAUUAUCCCAAGAUCGACUACUUAAUUAACGUUCUCAUUCCUCGGUUAAUAAGAGCGCCAGAAAUAGAUAAGCACAUGCUAGUUGUUGUGCCCAGCUAUUAUAUGAUGGUGUGCAUUGUUAGAGUCCUGAAGCUUCUUGCAUAUUCUAACAUAGUGUGGGGGUUUAUAGAGGAGAGUGCUACCCUGAAGGAAAUUACGCAGCUAAGACGCAAGCUCGAAAAUGGUGUACUUAACUUCUUAAUUGUCACGGAAAGAAUUCUGUAUUAUCGUCAACCGCCCUUUUCAAAACUUCAAAACGUUAUCUUCUUAUCUCCGCCACGGUCGCCUGAGCUUCUGAGCAAUGCAGGAAGAUACUUUAGUGUCAACCAAGAUAUACCAAGAUCUCUCAUAAUAGUGUAUACAAAGGCUACAGAUGCUACGCGUUUGGGAAAUUGCUUCCCACCAGACGUGUGUGUGGAGAGUAUAGCAUGCAAGGCAACAAUAUUUCUUAAUGAGUAA